GCAAUUCAGAUAAUUCAUGAUAAUAAUCAGCAAUAAUAUGGUUAACAAACAAUAAACAAACCAAUCACUGAGACACAUAGGAUGAUUAUGACUAUCUUCCUUUAAAGGCUCUUUUGUUGUGUAUUCUGGACAUCUCACGUCAUACAUGUUGAAGAGCCAGGCGUGGUACCUUUUAAGCUGCUGUCUAAUGCCUGUCCUCUGGAAAUUCUCUGAAGAGCUGCCGGGAAACUAAAGGAGUUACAGUCUGGAAAUGGUGUCCUCUAAGAUGAUUGCAAAGUCUCUCAUUUUCUUGUACUUUGUGAAAGCAUCAGUGGCAUCCACCACGCAGUGUUUGUCACGUCGAUGUCUGGCUAAUGAUUUCAUUGAUAAGGAACGCUAUAGUGCUCCACAGACUUCGGAUUGUUUUGUAAAUAUCAACCUCACAAACAUACAGUAUGAGACCCUCUCUUUCAAUUUACAAAACUUGCGAUUCUCUAGUCACCUUAAAGUCUACAUGGAAUGGACAGAUCCAGACCUGGCAUGGACAGAUUCACAAUACGAUGAAGUUUUGCUCCCAUAUAAUUAUAUCUGGCUCCCUAAUCUGACUGUGAACAAUGCCAUUUACACGGCAGUGCAGCCUCUUUCAAAAGAUAUAUAUGUAAAACGAGAUGGCACAGUGAACUAUGCCAUACAGAUGCACAGCACUGUGGUGUGCGGUAUAAACCUCUUCUCCUAUCCCUUUGUUAAGGAUACAUGCAUAGUGGCUCUCAAUGGAUGGAAUCGAAGUUCUUGUGGAUUGAAGCUUCACUAUGGGACGAUAACUACAGCUAGAGGUAAUGAAGGAGAAUGGCAAACUUUGGAUGUGUCAUUCCAUGGGGGACAACAGAGCUAUCUUCAAGUCACUCUGUACCUUAACCCCUUUAAUUCACUGGUGUCACUGGUACUGCCCACUGCACUGAUCAUGGUGGUCGACCUGGCGAGUUUUGCUCUACCUUUGAGUGGUGAACGAAAUCCUUUCAAGAUCAAGUUGGUGUUCAGCUUUACCAUGUUCCUUCUUAUACUUUCCAGACAACUGCCUGAGGGGGGUCCCUGCAGUCCUCUGAUCUAUUAUCACUUUUGUUUUUGCCUGAUUGUGCUGGUUGUGAGUUUGCUGGUAUCCAUGAUGUUGUCUCGACUGGCCAGAACUGGUAGAAUAUUACCUGCCAAGUCACAAAAGCAGAGUGGAUCAAGCAGCUGUAUACAACAAGAAAGUGCGUUUCAUCAAAAUGACACUGAAAUCAACAGCAUCAAAGCCAACUCUGUGGAUCUGAUGACAGAACUUACCUCCAUUCAGAAGAUUUCAAGCUUUGUCAGCACUAUGGACAAGGAGGAAAUGGAGAAAAAUAGGAAACAGGACUAUGCAAAAUCUUGGGACAAUUUCUGUUUUGUUACAUACUUGUUCUUGGACAUUAUUUACAUGUUAUGUGCAUUUUCCUUCUUUAAUACAAAGCGGUGUAGCAGCAAUAAGCUAAAUUUUUAAAAUGCCUGUUAAGAACAUGAUAUAUUAUUUUGUUGUCUGAUUGUUGAUAACACUUGAA
Messenger RNA from Silurus meridionalis, 1556 nucleotides. Its product is annotated as 5-hydroxytryptamine receptor 3A-like. The record is from RefSeq and is a predicted model, not a curated record. Gene Ontology annotation, cellular component: synapse; membrane; neuron projection. The transcript has 10 exons. Gene Ontology annotation, molecular function: transmembrane signaling receptor activity; neurotransmitter receptor activity; extracellular ligand-gated monoatomic ion channel activity. Lineage: Eukaryota; Metazoa; Chordata; Actinopteri; Siluriformes; Siluridae. Gene Ontology annotation, biological process: signal transduction; chemical synaptic transmission; monoatomic ion transmembrane transport. The coding region runs from base 251 to 1498 and encodes 415 amino acids.